UUAUUAUUAUUGAACUUAAAAAAUAUAUAUUCUACAAAAAUCACGGCAGCCUAUUUGAAUCAAUAUUAGAUCCGAUUCUCAUGAUCUAUCUCAUCUAUUUUACCCGAUCUGAGAUGCAUAUGAGACAAGUAUAGAAAUAUAUUUUUAAUUAUAAAAUGGUUACAGAUGUGAGAUCAAUCACUUCACCAACCCAAACUCCACUUCAUCGUAUUUAUAAUUCUUUCCUCUGUGUUUCACGGUUUCACCUCAACGGGGGGAAUCUUCAUGGCUCUCCUGGAAUGGCCAUCCGCGGUCUUGAUUCUAGCAUCUACAGCACUAGUAGUUCUCAUGUUGGUUAGAACUCAUCUACCAAAGAAACGGCAGACCAAUCUUCCGCCCGGUCCUCCGCCGCUCCCCAUCGUCGGCAACCUCCACCAGCUCGGCCGCAUGCCCCACCUCUCCCUCCAACGCCUGGCUCAUAGGUACGGCCCCAUCUUCCACCUCACCCUCGGCCACAUCCCCACCGUCAUCGUCUCCUCCGCGAGAACCGCCAAAGAAGUCCUCCGCACCCACGACCUUCCCCUCUCGAGCCGACCCCAGCUCCACGCCGCGAAGCAGCUCUUCUACGGCUGCACCGACAUCGUCUUCUCCCCCUACGGCAACUAUUGGCGCCAGAUCCGCAAGAUCUGCACCCUCGAACUCCUGAGCGCCAGGCGCGUGGAGUCGUACCGCCCCGCGAGAGCCGCGGAAGUCGACCAGCUCGUGAGGCGGAUCGCCGCCGCCUCGUCGGGCCCGGGAGGCGCCGUGAGCUUGAGCAGGCUUCUGGGGUUGUACGCGAACGGCGUGCUGUGCCGGGCGGCGUUCGGGAGGGAGUUUGCGGAGGGCGGGGAGUACGAUCGGCACGGGUUUCAGAAGAUGCUGGAGGAGUACCAGGCUUUGCUUGGGGGGUUCAGCCUGGCGGACUUCUACCCAUCCUUGGAGUGGGUGAAUGCGGUGACGGGGAUGAAGAGGAGGCUGGCGAGGACGUUCAAACGUUUUGAUUGCUUAUUUGAUGAGAUUAUAGAGGAGCAUAGGAAGAGGAGGAAGAGGAGCGAGGAGGACAAGGAUCUGGUGGAUUUGUUGCUUGACAUCCACAAGGAUGGGAGCCUGGAGAUGCCCCUCACCAUGGAUAACGUUAAAGCCAUCAUCUUGGACAUGUUUGCAGCCGGAACGGAUACAACCUUCAUAACACUGGACUGGGGUAUGACAGAGCUGCUAAUGAAUCCAAAAGCCUUGAAGAGAGCCCAAGAUGAAGUCCGAAGCAUCGUUGGUGGGAGAAGAACAGUGUCCGAGGGCGAUCUCCCCCAGUUACAUUACCUAAAGGCGGUGAUAAAGGAGAUAUUCCGAAUGCACCCUCCAGCUCCACUUCUUGUCCCAAGAGAAUCCAUGGAAGAAGUAACCAUAGAUGGAUAUCAAAUUCCGGCCAAGACGCGAAUAUUCGUCAAUGCUUGGGCGAUCGGAAGGGACCCUGAAUCAUGGAAAAAUCCACAAGUCUUCGAGCCAGAGAGAUUUUUGGAUAGCUCCAUUGAUUUCAAAGGGCAGGAUUUCGAGCUUUUACCUUUCGGGGCCGGGAGAAGAGGAUGCCCGGCCAUCACAUUCGGCAUGGCUAGUAUCGAAAUUGCAUUGGCGCAGCUUCUGCACAGCUUUGACUGGGAGCUUCCUCAUGGCGUUAAACCUGAAUAUCUGGAUAUGAAGGAAGCCUUUGGGAUAACCAUGCAUAGGAUAGCUGAACUGGUUGCUGUUGCCAAACCUCAUAGUAUCAUCUGAGAGACCUCUACAUACAAGGCUAUAUAGCUGAUACCAAAGAGAUACCUUUGGUGGUAUAAGUAGGUUGGCAAUGUCAUAACUAAUGCUUUGUGCAUCUAUAUAUAAAUCUCAUCGAAGCUGAUAAACUUGAUAUAUUAACAUCCUCAUCCAUAUUUUAUUUCUCUAA
Molecule: messenger RNA, 1951 nt
Organism: Phoenix dactylifera (date palm)
Lineage: Eukaryota; Viridiplantae; Streptophyta; Magnoliopsida; Arecales; Arecaceae
Product: cytochrome P450 71AP13-like
Molecular function (GO): monooxygenase activity; iron ion binding; oxidoreductase activity, acting on paired donors, with incorporation or reduction of molecular oxygen
Source: RefSeq, a predicted model, not a curated record